Molecule: messenger RNA, 640 nt
Organism: Staurois parvus
Lineage: Eukaryota; Metazoa; Chordata; Amphibia; Anura; Ranidae
Source: the annotation of a GenBank genome assembly
AUGGCAUAUGGCAGUGAUCAGGACGCUGGUAUGGGGGUGAUCAGGACAUUAGCAUGAGGUAUGGUGGUGAUCAGGACGCUGGUUUGGGGUAUGGCGGUGAUCAGGAUGCUGGUAUGGGGUAUGGCAGUAAUCAGGAUGCUGGUAUAGGGUAUGGUGGUGAUCAAAAUGCUGGUAUGGGGUAUCGCGGUGAUCAGGAUCCGGUAUGGGGUAUUGCGGUGAUCAGGAUGCUGGUAUGGGGUAUGGCAGUGAUCAGGGUAAUGGUAUGGGGUAUGGCGGUGAUCAGGAUGCUGGUAUGGCAUGCGGAGUGAUCAGGAUGCUGGUAUGGGGUAUGGUGGUGACCAGGAUGCUGGUAUGGGGUAUGGUGGUGAUCAGGAUGCUGGUAUGGGGUAUGGUGGUGAUCAGGGCACUGGUAUGGUGUAAUGCGGUGAUCAGGGCACUGGUAUGGGGUAUGGCGGUGAUCAGGGCACUGGUAUGAUGUAUGGCGGUGAUCAGGGCACUGGUGUGGUGCAUGGCGGUGAUCAGGGCACUGGUAUGAUGUUAUGGCGGUGAUCGGGGCACUGGUAUGGUGUAUUGCAGUGACCAGGGCACUGGUAUGGUGUAUGGCGGUGAUCAGGGUACUGAUAUGGUGUUUGGAAGUGAU